AUGAGAAUUGUAUAUUUAACAAUUAUAUUAUCAAUUGUUAUUGGAAGUGUAUUGUCAUUUACACCGGGACAAUCGACAGUGUUCUUUGAUGACUUUCAAUCGUUGAGUCAAUCGCGUUGGGUGAAAUCGGUCAAUUCAGAGGCGGACUUUGAGAUCCGUGCUGCCGAUAACACAUUCGAUCCAUCGGACAAGGGAAUGGUGCUCCCUCAGUUGGCCAAGCGUUACGCCAUCACCAGUAAGCUGGUGAAACCGAUCGAUAACACCGGCAAGGAGUUGUUGGUUCAGUACGAAGUCAAGUUGCAAAACGGAUUGGACUGUGGUGGUGCCUACAUCAAGUUGUUCCAAGACACCGAGAAUUUCGACGUCGAACAGGUCAAUGGAAACACACCGUACUCGAUCAUGUUUGGUCCAGACAAGUGCGGUUCCGACAAUCGUAUCCACUUCAUUGUACAAUCGAAGAAUCCAAUCACCAAGACCUUCCAGGAGAAGCUGAUCGAAGCCAAGCCAGCCGUAAAGACCGACACUCUCUCGCAUCUCUACAGUUUGCACAUCAAGCCCGACAACACCUUCGUUAUCUACCUCGACCAGGUCAACGUCUACGAGGGUUCCUUCCACAAGAACUUUGUUCCAGCGUUCAAUCCACCCAAGGAGAUCGAUGAUCCCUCCGACCACAAGCCAGUCGACUGGGUCGACGACGAGAAGAUGCCCGAUCCAGAAGCUGUCAAGCCAGACGACUGGGAUGAAGACCAACCAUCGAGAAUCACUGAUCCCGACGCCGUCAAGCCAGCCGAGUGGUUGGACAACGAGCCAGAGUACAUCCCAUCGCCCGACGAGGAGAAGCCAUCCGAGUGGAACGACGAAGACGACGGAGAAUGGGAGGCACCAAUGAUCCCAAAUCCACGUUGCCAAGACGGUAUGUGUGGAAAGUGGGCCGCCCCAAUCAUUCCAAACCCAUUGUACAAGGGUAAGUGGUCCGCUCCAAUGAUUGACAAUCCACUCUACAAGGGUGUCUGGAAGGCCAAGCAAAUCGCCAACCCCGAGUACUUUGAGAUCGAGAAUCCAUACAUCGUCGAGAAGAUCGGUGCCAUCGGUGUCGAGAUCUGGACCAUGUCACCAAACAUCUACUUUGACAACUUUAUCAUUACCCACGACAAGUCGGAGGCCGACCGUUUGGCCGCCGAGACCUGGGCUCCAAAGUUCAAGUUGGAGAAGGAGCGUCAAGCCAAGGAGGAAGAAGAAAAAGCCAAAAAGUUGAAUCCAGAGCUCUCACUCGUUGACCAAGCUUUGAUGUACAUUGAUAUGUUCACCGUCUACGCCAAGGAGAAUCCAGUCCCAGUGAUUGGUGCUGCCGUCCUCGGUCUCCUUCCACUCUUGAUCUGUAUGGUCAAGCCAUCAUCAUCCGCCGCUCAAACUACCAAGGCAAACACCACCGCUGGUAGUACCAACACCACCACUACCACAACAACCAAGAAGCAAUCUGAAACUCCACAAAUUGAAUCAGACUCAUCUGAAGAAGAAGAGGAAGAAGAGGAAGAAGAAAAGCCAAAAUCAAAAAAGAGAACUUCAAAAGUUAAUUAA
Molecule: messenger RNA, 1578 nt
Organism: Heterostelium album PN500
Lineage: Eukaryota; Evosea; Eumycetozoa; Acytosteliales; Acytosteliaceae
Gene: cnxA
Product: calreticulin family protein
Exons: 1
Coding region: 1-1578 (525 amino acids)
Biological process (GO): protein folding
Cellular component (GO): endoplasmic reticulum membrane; endoplasmic reticulum
Molecular function (GO): calcium ion binding
Source: RefSeq, a predicted model, not a curated record